Molecule: messenger RNA, 624 nt
Organism: Brassica rapa (field mustard)
Lineage: Eukaryota; Viridiplantae; Streptophyta; Magnoliopsida; Brassicales; Brassicaceae
Source: RefSeq, a predicted model, not a curated record
AUGCGAGCUUUCCUUUGGUCUAUUGCGCAAAAUGCCCUCUCCGUAGGAGCGAACCUGCAAAAAAGAGGAUUGCUUUCAGCAGCUUCCUGUCCGAGAUGCCAAGACAUUGAAACCAAUACACAUACCUUCUUCACUUGCCCUUUUGAGAUUAAGGUCUGGAGUUGUGUUCCAUUACGUCAAGAAGUUCACAUAGCUGUAGACUCAACUUUCAAAGAGGCAGUAAUCAAAUUUCGAUCAGCAAUCUGCUUUCCAACCUCAAGUAUCGCCUUCAACGUCCUCCCGUGGAUCUGUUGGGCCAUUUGGACAGCAAGGAAUACUCUAAUUUUUGAGGAUAAAGCAAUCACACCGGAGAAAACUGCGCUAAAGAAACUAAGAUUAGCAAAAGAAUGGUCAUUAGUGCAAGGGAACAACAGGAAAUCAAGCUUAUCACCUGCAUGUGCUCGGAUCUCUCCGAGACAAUCAUCGAGAAGAACAGAGGAAGCCGGAUCGACCACUUGCAAGACACACGGUGCUUGGAACUCAGACACGAAGACGGCAGGCUUAGGGUGGAGCUUCUCAUGUCCACCUCUGACAUCUCCUUAUCUGGGAUCAGAGGUUCAAACUUCGUCAAAUCACCACUCAUAG